AACAGCUAUUUUAUGACAGGAGUAGCUAGCUUGUCAGUCGUUGCUUCUGUGCAUCUAGCUUGCUAGAACUAAGGUUAUUCACUUUGAUUGCUACUGCUGCCAGGAUGUCUGAAAACAGGGAUAAGGCAACCGAUCAAAUGAAAUUUUGGAAGGAGAGCAGGUCCUCCCAGAAAACGGACAUUCUGACGACUGGAGCAGGGGUUCCGGUCGGAGACAAGCUGAAUGAGCAGACCGCGGGCCCCCGGGGGCCGCUGUUGGUCCAGGAUGUGGUGUUCACCGACGAGAUGGCGCACUUUGACCGGGAACGCAUCCCAGAGCGGGUGGUCCACGCCAAAGGAGCCGGAGCGUUUGGAUACUUCGAGGUCACUCAUGACAUCAGCCGUUUCUGCAAGGCCAAAGUGUUUGAGCACGUGGGCAAGACGACGCCCAUCGCUGUCCGUUUCUCCACUGUGGCUGGGGAGUCUGGUUCUGCAGAUACAGUGCGGGACCCGCGGGGUUUUGCGGUGAAGUUCUACACAGACGAGGGAAACUGGGACCUGACGGGCAACAACACGCCCAUCUUCUUCAUCAGAGACGCCCUGCUGUUCCCCUCCUUCAUCCACUCCCAGAAGCGCAACCCCCAGACACACUUGAAGGACCCGGACAUGGUGUGGGAUUUCUGGAGCUUGCGGCCCGAGUCACUGCACCAGGUGUCCUUCCUGUUCAGUGACCGUGGCAUUCCCGACGGCCACCGUCACAUGAACGGCUACGGCUCUCACACCUUUAAGCUGGUCAACGCUGAGGGCAAUGCCGUCUACUGCAAGUUCCACUACAAGACUGACCAGGGCAUUAAAAACAUCGCUGCAGAGGACGCGGAUCGCCUGGCGUCCACUGACCCUGACUACUCCAUCCGAGACCUGUACAACGCCAUCUCCGACGGCAGGUUCCCCAGCUGGACUUUCUACAUCCAGGUCAUGACCUUCGAACAGGCUGAGAAGUUCCCCUGGAACCCGUUCGACCUGACCAAGAUUUGGUCCCAUAAAGACUACCCCCUCAUACCCGUGGGCAGGUUGGUCCUGAACCGCAACCCCGUCAACUACUUUGCCGAGGUUGAGCAGCUGGCCUUCGACCCCAGCAACAUGCCUCCGGGGAUUGAGCCCAGCCCCGACAAGAUGCUGCAGGGCCGUCUCUUCUCCUACCCAGACACCCACCGGCACCGCCUGGGCGCCAACUACCUGCAGCUCCCCGUCAACUGCCCCUUCAGGACCAGAGUGGCCAACUACCAGCGGGACGGGCCCAUGUGCAUGUUCGACAACCAGGGUGGAGCCCCUAAUUACUACCCCAACAGCUUCAGUGCCCCGGACACGCAGCUUUGCUUCAUGGAGUCCAAGUUCAGGGUGUCCCCCGAUGUGGCACGCUACAACAGCUCGGACGAAGACAACGUCACGCAGGUGCGGACCUUCUUCACACAGGUGCUGAACGCGGACGAGCGGCGGAGGCUGUGCCAGAACAUGGCGGGGCACCUGAAAGGGGCGCAGCUCUUCAUCCAGAAACGCAUGGUGCAGAACUUGAUGGCCGUCCACCCGGACUACGGGAACGGAGUGCAGGAACUGCUCCACAAGUACAAUGCAGAGGCCCAGCAGAAGGCCGUGCGAGUGUACACCAGGGGCGGGGCUUCGGCCGCUGCCUCAAAGAUGUGAGCGGGGUGUGGUCUGCUCGGGGGGCUCCCGCGCCCCCAUAACCCCCUACUCCCCCAUAAUCCCCUACUCCCCCAUAAUCCCCUACUCCCAGAUAAUUCCCUACUCCCCCAUAAUCCCCUACUCCCCCGUAAUCCCCUACUCCCCCGUAAUCCCCUACUCCCAGAUAAUUCCCUACUCCCACAUAAUCCCCUACUCCCAGAUAAACCCCAACUCCCCCGUAAUCCCCUACUCCCAGAUAAUUCCCAACUCCCCCAUAACCCCCUGCUCCCCAAUAAUCCCCUACUCCCAGAUAAUUCCCAACUCCCCAUAAACCCCUACUCCCAGUGCACUUAACUUUCUAUUCCUCAUAAGGAGCCAUGCCUCUAACCCCCACCCCACCCCAAACACAAGCAGUCAUCUCAGUUAUUUUGCGUGAGCGUGCCAGGUUUAGUCAAUUACGAGCAAAUGAACACGACUGCUGUCUGAUGCAUGUUUUGGCUCGAGUAAGACUGAUUGUGGUUUAGAUUAAUUUUUCGUCCCAAUGCUUUUGUAACCCUAUCAUUCCAAGCUAUUCCGACUGUGUGCGUGUGUUUGCGUGUGUGUGCGUGCGUGUACUGCGUGCCUUUUUAAAGCUAGGGUAAUCUCAUUUAUACAGACAGCAUUUAGGCAUUACUCACACACAUAUGUGAUUAGGCAGUGUGUUGCAGGUCAAUUUGAGACCAUGUUGUUUAAGAGUGACUGUGAUCUAUAUCAAAUGAAGCCAAGCUUGGGUUAAAAUGUUCAUGGUAACUUGGGUAUUGCUGGCAGGACAAAGGAAGAAAUCUUUGAUGUUUGGGCGCCCUGGGCACCGUUGCAUUACCUUCAUUAAACAGAGAAUGGAAUAUACUCCUGAAAGCCACUGACAUUCUCUAACAUUCUCUUCCUGUUGCAUCAAAAACUAUUUCCGCAGACUGAGAAUGAAAUUUAGCCUUUGAUACUUGCCAAAUCAGUUAUUAUAUCAAGCUAUACAUUACCUCCGCCUCUUUCUUGAAGGUGAGCAAUUUUUAUUUAAACAGCAUCUGCCUUGAAGUUGCCUUGAACAACAGACAUUGAAACGUCUGAUUCUUUUUCAUUCAUGGUUUAUUCGACAGAUAUGGAAGUGUUUUGACAGCACGCACAAGUAGCAAAAAAGUCAGAUGUGUUCAGGCAAAAUUACAACACAAACAUGAAAUGAUUGAUUAUAAAUCACGCUCAUUAUCAGAGCCCUUACUUGUAGAUGCUGAUAGUCACUUGUUGGCAGAUGUUACGUACCAUGUUUAUUACAAAUUGAGUGCAUAAAGAUCCAAGAAUGUAAUUUCUUAGCACAGUAAUUGGGGACUAUGCACAUUGGAAGAUGAUUGUUUGGAAAAAAAAAUGAGAAUGUUCAAUUCAUUCAAAACAUUUCAAGACUUUGUUUUUUUUUGUGCAUUUUCUUAAAGACCCCGUUGUGUCCUAAAAGGAAAUUGUAAGCAGAAUCAGGCAUUAUGAUCGAUAGUCAUUGCUUAUGCCUUUCAUUUCUGUCAGUGAUGGGAGGAGAAGCUUUGUCAAUCUCAAAAAGGGGUCAUCAUUAUUUAAUCGGUCUUUCGUUGGUCAGUAGUGUUUUUGUCAUGACGACCAUGAUUGCUGGGGGUUCCAGCACUCACAGGAUGACUUGGCUACGAUUAAGCACUGAGCGUCAUACCACUCACGCCUUUCGCCUCUUCGCUCCUGUUCUUCGUUGAGUGCGUCUCCGUGUUCCUGUCAUGCAAAAUAAGAAACCACAAAUCAAUAGAACAGGUGCAUGCAUGUCUACGGGGGAAAAGGGCACUGCUUUUUUCUUUCUUAUUAUUAUUAUUAUUAUUAUUAUUUUAAUACCCAAUAAUUUAAAUUGCUUUUCAAUCUAUUACCAUGUUUGAAACAAACAUUCUUACUGGUCGUAGUCUUGAGUUAACUCUUUGUGCGCUUUAACCGUAGAGCAUUGAAAUAAUGGGGAAAAUCCGUUUGACCUUCACGACUACACAGCAUAUACUCGUAUCCUCCAGGCCGUUUACAUUGCCAUGAAAUGUUAAUUGUUCUUUUCUGUAACUCUCCAUCCAUCCGUCUCUCAAGUGAAAUUGUUGAUUCUAAUAAUAUGCAAUUGCACUGUGAAUGCGUUCGAGCUUAAUUAUUUUGUGCAUAUUAAAUAAAAACGAAUUGAUACUAUAUAUUUACUUAUUUUUGUAGUGCUGACCAUUUUGCAAGAGAAUAUGUGCUAUUGUGCGUGAAGUCUAUUCCUGUGCUUGUUUCAAACUUGAAUAAACUUAUCUUUCCAAGUA
Messenger RNA from Conger conger (European conger), 3970 nucleotides. RefSeq names its product catalase (gene cat). Gene Ontology annotation, cellular component: mitochondrion; peroxisome; cytoplasm. The record is from RefSeq and is a predicted model, not a curated record. The transcript has 13 exons. Gene Ontology annotation, molecular function: catalase activity; heme binding. Lineage: Eukaryota; Metazoa; Chordata; Actinopteri; Anguilliformes; Congridae. The coding region runs from base 105 to 1679 and encodes 524 amino acids. Gene Ontology annotation, biological process: hydrogen peroxide catabolic process; response to hydrogen peroxide.